This is a messenger RNA of Orycteropus afer afer, 795 nucleotides long. RefSeq names its product synaptophysin like 2 (gene SYPL2). NCBI's taxonomy places the organism in Eukaryota, Metazoa, Chordata, Mammalia, Tubulidentata, Orycteropodidae. Gene Ontology annotation, cellular component: synaptic vesicle membrane; synaptic vesicle. The record is from RefSeq and is a predicted model, not a curated record. The transcript is spliced from 6 exons. The coding region runs from base 1 to 795 and encodes 264 amino acids.
AUGUCCUCGACGGAGAGCUCGGGCCGCACCGCGGACAAGUCGCCGCGCCAGCAGGUGGACCGCCUGCUCUUGGGGCUGCGCUGGCAGCGGCUGGAGGAGCCACUGGGCUUCAUCAAAGUUCUCCAGUGGCUCUUUGCUAUUUUCGCCUUCGGGUCUUGCGGCUCCUACAGCGGGGAGACAGGAGCAGUGGUUCGCUGCAACAACGAAGCCAAGGACGUGAGCGCCAUCCUUGUUUCAUUCGGCUAUCCCUUCAGGUUGAACCGGGUCCAGUAUGAGAUGCCCCUCUGUGACGAGGACUCCACCUCCAAGACCUUGCACCUCAUGGGGGAUUUCUCUGCCCCUGCUGAGUUCUUUGUCACCCUGGGCAUCUUUUCCUUCUUCUACGCCAUGGCUGCACUUGUUCUCUACCUGCGCUUCCACAAAUUCUACACGGAAAACAAGCGCUUCCCACUGGUGGACUUCUGCGUGACUGUCUCUUUCACCUUCUUCUGGCUGGUUGCUGCAGCUGCCUGGGGCAAGGGCCUGACCGACGUCAAGGGGGCCACCAGGCCAUCCAGCCUGACCGCAGCUAUGUCUGUGUGCCAUGGAGAAGAAGCUGUGUGCAGUGCUGGGGCCACACCCUCCAUGGGCCUGGCCAACAUCUCUGUGCUCUUUGGCUUUAUCAACUUCUUCCUGUGGGCUGGGAACUGUUGGUUUGUGUUCAAGGAGACCCCAUGGCAUGGGCAGAGCCAGGACCAGGGCCAGGGCCCCAGCCAGGAGAGCGAAGCUGAACAGGGAGCAGUGGAGAAGCAGUAA